CUGAUUUUCAAGCGUCUGUUUUAUCAGAUUGACAACUGAUGUAAAUAAUGGCUUUAAACGAUGUUUUGAUACUCCAUGGCCCAGAUAUAGCGGGGCUGGAACACUUCUACAAGAGGGAGUUGGCCAAGAACUACAAAGCUGUAUGUCCGUCCAAAAUGUAUGCAUUAAGCAGGGAAGUUGGCAUCCGUGACGUUUCUCUUGAAAUUGUCAGGCAGCUUAAAAAGAAUCAAAAGGUGGCAAUAAUUGACUUGAAUGAACACAGAAAAACAAGAACAUCAUUAAUACGACUUAUAUCUAGGAAGGUAAAAGAUGUUUCAAUUUCGUUGAUAACAAUUAUUCCAAAGUAUGGCUGCCAGCAAGUUCUAUGGGGCCGGGAAAUGGCUAUUGCUGAACAGUCCCUGUGUCCUGGCCGUGAAGUUCUGAUGUCAAGUGAUGGGGACAUUCACAGAUGGUUCUCCGACAUGAAUGAUGCCAGCAUCAGUUACAAACAUGGCAAAGUUGAAGCUCCAGAGGAGAGUGAAGGAUGUCAGGUCAUUAAAAAAGUUGUAGGAAUAUAUACCAGCUCAGCAUACAAGUUUGAAGUUCCUGGUUUACUCAUACAGUGGGAGUUUAUUGAGAGAGUGGCUAAUGACAAGACUGGGAUACGUUUAUGGGAACUGGUGCUUGGUACUUGGCAGCAGGAAAACCCGUGUGGGCGUGUCAUCAUUGUCUCUGAUGGAUCACAAGUACAUACAGGAGAAACUUCAAGAACACAGUUUCUGGCCAAAAUAGAUGAAACAAUGAAAUCUAUAAGUGAAAAAUUGAAGCAUGGGCCAGUGUAUGUGUGUGUGAUAAUGGACCGGAAAAAGGCUGGAUGCUACACCACCCCACCAUCACCAGGAAUUCUUGCCUUCCUUCAACGAAGACACAGUCUGAAUCUUCACACCAGGAGAACAGUUUAUCUUUAUGAAACUUCACAACACAUGAAAAUGGCUGAAAAUGCCGGUGUACGGUGUUUAAAGGCUUCAAAGGUGGCUGAGAAUCCAUCACUGGUAAUAUCUGCCCAUGCAACAACCACACCUAGGAUACCCGAGAUGUUAAAGGACCUUAAGAUCGUACCAACUAGUCCGAAUGACCCACCAGAAAUACCCUUGUACAGCAGGUUAGAGGAGUUUUGUGAUGGAAAAGUUGGGCAAGCAUUGGACUUGGGACGCUGUGAAUAUCUGUAUGCAGCUGAAAAACAGGUGGUUGAAAGAUAUCAGAAGGAAUACGCCCAGUCAGCAACAAAGUUGGGAGAAGCAGGAAGUAAAAUAUCCCCAUGUAAAUCAGCAAUAGAUACCUUAGGGAAUAAAUCCUCUGAGACUUGUGAACCAAGCAACAGGUUGCUAAAUGAAUCCAAGAGUUUUCUGACGUCACGCGACCUGCCAAGCUGGAUGAAACCAAAGAAGAUCAAAAGUGAAGAUGAAUUACCAAGCUCAGCAAAUACUGAACAGCAUAAACUGAGGACAAGUAAAUAUGUAAUGACAGAAAAAGAACUAACAGAUAUGGCUGUGGAAAUACUUACUCAGGCAGGCAAAGGUAACCUUGCUAAACAACUUCAAGAAAAGGUGAAACAGGACAAGAAGAGUGCAAAAACUGUGAAGUCUGAAACCUCAGAAAGUGAUAACAUAACUGCUCAUAAAAAUACUAAACAUGAUGAACAGAGUGAUUCUCUUGAAGAUGAAGUUGAGUCUUCAUGUCAUAGUGACUCACCUAUAGAUGAUGAUGGAGAAGAUCAAGAGAGUGACAGUGAGUUACAAUGUGGAAGGUUUGACUCAACAAACCACUUACAUUCCAGCAUACCCCUGCUUGAACAGCAUUCAGAUAUUUCUGACUUAAAUGUAAAUGUAAAGAGUGUAAAACAUGUGUUAGAAAAAAGUCCUAUCAAAACAAAAACAGGUAAAAUUCAAGAUUCUCCCUCUAAAGGUUGUAGACGUAAUACAUUCUUACUACAGGAAGAGAAUUUUUCAAACAUUUUGGAUGAUCUGACAACGAAAACUAGUGUUCAAAGACCUUCGCCAAGUAAAAAGAAAAGGUUAGACGGACCUGUAGUGGAGGGUUCUCCAUCUAAUCCUAUGAAGCAAGCCUCCUUAGUCAGUGGACUUCUUGGUGAGGGAUCUCGAGGAAGCAGAACAAGAUUGAAAGCAACAAGAUUGAAGCGAACUCCUGAUCUCACACAUUUAGAUGAUAUAUUUUCCUGACUAAAUUGUUCUGACUUAAUUAAAUCUGCAUGUGUUGAUUGUUUUCUCAUAAAACAUUUUAUCUCCA
Molecule: messenger RNA, 2286 nt
Organism: Mya arenaria
Lineage: Eukaryota; Metazoa; Mollusca; Bivalvia; Myida; Myidae
Exons: 15
Coding region: 48-2219 (723 amino acids)
Source: RefSeq, a predicted model, not a curated record